This is a messenger RNA of Cyprinus carpio (common carp), 2142 nucleotides long. Its product is annotated as B-cell receptor CD22-like. The transcript has 9 exons. The record is from RefSeq and is a predicted model, not a curated record. The coding region runs from base 200 to 1552 and encodes 450 amino acids. NCBI's taxonomy places the organism in Eukaryota, Metazoa, Chordata, Actinopteri, Cypriniformes, Cyprinidae.
CAGUUCAGCACCCUUCUGUCUGAUUUAAUGCAUCAGUGCAGAUGCAAUGAGGUUUGAUUGGUUUGAACCCAGAUGCAUUGGCUGAGUACGCUCUAGUGUCUUGUGACAAGAAGCGUCUUGAACUCAGAGGAAGUGAGGAGAGACAGGAUGUCUGAUAACAGUUAAACACUGCAUACAGUACAUCAACUGUCAUUGUUACAUGACACUCACCCUGCAGAUCAAAGCAAGAAUGUUCAGCCUAUUCUCUCUGAUUUCUCUGAUCAUGAUUCCUGUGAUCUGCAAACAGGACUGGCAGGUUCAGUACUCAAGUAUGAUGAAAUGUGCCCUAAAGGGUUCAGCAAUACAUUUGUCAGGCAGUUAUAAACACCCAAAUUAUCUCACAGUGACAGAGAGAUUCUGGAUUGUAAACCCAAUUAAAGAUAAAGAACCCGUCAAUCUGUUGAAUCAUCCAGAUUACAGCGGCAGAGUUCAGUAUUCCCCUGAUAAAGAGCAAACUUGUGUUCUCAAACUCAGUAAUGUGACACAUGAGGAUGAAGGAAUGUACUGCCUCAAAAUCGUGGCAAAAGAAGACAAAUAUCUGUUUUUUCCUGGGAUUGAUCUUAAAGUGACAGAGCUCAGAGUGGAGAUUCCUGAAGAGGUCGUAGAGGGAGAAUCAUCUGUUUUAGUUUGUAAAACCACUUGUAACCUCUCAGAUAAAACAAACUUUACCUGGUAUAAAAACAGCAAGAGUUUAUCAGAAUCGAUCGACUCGUAUCAGCUGUUGCUGCAGUCGGUGAGCAGUGAUGAUUCUGGAAACUACAGCUGUGCAGUGAGAGAUCAGAAACAUCUGCUGUCUCCUGCUGUCACUCUCAGUGUCAGAUAUCCUCCAAAGAGUGUCUCAGUGUCCAUCAGUCCGUCUGGUGAAAUAGUGGAGGGAGAUUCAGUGACUCUGAGCUGCAGCAGUGACUCAAACCCUCCUGCUCUGAACUUCAGCUGGUUUAAGGAGAAUCAAAACUCAGCUGUUGGAUCUGGACAGAGUUUCAUCAUCUCCAGCUUUAACUCCAGUCACAGCGGACGCUACUAUUGUGAGGCUCAGAAUAAACACGGAUCUCAGAGAUCAGCGUCUGUGUCUGUAACAUCUGCAGAAAGAGGCCAGACAGCUGUUCUGUAUGCAGCGGCUGGAAUUGGGGCGGCGCUCAUCUGCAUCUGUAUUAUUAUUGUAGUAAUAAAAACCAUCAGCAGGAAAACAGGAGAUGCUGGUGGCAAAAGUAGCAUUUCAAAACAGGAAGAAAACAUCAGCACAGCCGUGACUGAUCAGACGAGUGCAAAACCUCCAAAAACAGCCGAUCCAAAUGACUUAGUGUAUGCCAGCAUCACUCACAGCAGACCCAGAGAACAGCAGAGAGCUGGAGAUGAAGACGAGGUUCAGUACGCCACUGUCCAGCACCACAGAAACACCAGAAACACGACUGCGGAGGCCGAAUGUCAGUAUGGAAACACUGCUUCUGCCGGAUCAAAUACUGAAAAGGCGGAAGAUUCUGAUGUGAUCUACAGCAGCAUCAAAUAUGCAUGAAGAUUCGGAGCAUCUGGUCACAUCACUGAACCUGCUCCUACAUUUUCAUUCAUUAAAAUCGGCAUUAAAUAGAAGUUGCCACUAAAAAGUGAUUCUGCUUAACAAACAAGACUUUAUUUUAUACAUCAAAUAGGCCUACAUUUGGACGGAUCGAUCACAGUAAGAUGCAUUAAGAAAAUAAACGGUGAAUUUAAAUUUUUACUUUUUGUUGAAAUGUGCUUGUGUGACUGUGUGCAGUGACUUUAAAUAAACAACACUUGUGUGAGAAACAGGACGUGAAACUAUAAGAGCUGUGAGAAAUCAUAUGCAAAACUUCCAUUUCUGAAUGGAGGAGAGGUUUCAUUACGCUGAAUAAACUGCUUUUGUGAGGAGACUUAAGUUUAACAUUUUCUUGUCGGCUAAUCUUUUCCAUUAAAUAUUUGUUUCUCUCAAAGCAAACAUGUUUCACAUAUUCGUACACAAGUCUUUAACAAUAGUGAUUCGGAUGCUGUAUUUAUUUGCCUUUAAAAUAUGCAUUUGUUUGUUUAUGUUAAUACUACGUUUAGAAGAGUUAAAAAUGUUGAGUAAACAAUAAAAUAAGGUAUAUUGUG